This is a messenger RNA of Scleropages formosus (Asian bonytongue), 1445 nucleotides long. Its product is annotated as cytochrome b5-like. Gene Ontology annotation, molecular function: heme binding. The coding region runs from base 100 to 498 and encodes 132 amino acids. The transcript is spliced from 5 exons. The record is from RefSeq and is a predicted model, not a curated record. Gene Ontology annotation, cellular component: intracellular membrane-bounded organelle; membrane. NCBI's taxonomy places the organism in Eukaryota, Metazoa, Chordata, Actinopteri, Osteoglossiformes, Osteoglossidae.
CGUAAUGAGAGAUGGUAAAGGUUCAUCGGCUGGUUGGUGUUCCUGAAUGAAACCGACCUCGACCCUUCUUUUUGCAGACAAAAAUAACUUGCCGGUAACAUGGAGGACGAGCAGACGGUGAAGUUUUAUCGCCUCUCGGAAGUGCAGGAGCGAAACACGUUCAAAAGUACCUGGAUCAUCAUCAACUAUAAAAUCUAUGACGUGACCAAGUUCCUGGAGGAGCACCCUGGAGGCGAGGAAGUGCUACGCGAGCAGGCGGGGGGCGAUGCCACGGAGAGCUUUGAGGACGUGGGACACUCCUCGGACGCCAGGCAGAUGACCGAGAGCUUCCUCGUCGGAGAGCUGCACCCGGACGACCGGCCCAAAAUUCAGAAACCCCCAGAAUCACAAGUAAUACCAGUCCCAGAAAGUUCAAGCUGGUGGACGAACUUGGUGAUCCCAGCACUGGUCGCUGCCAUUGUGACUUUGCUGUAUCGCUUGUACAUGUCAGAGGAUUGACCAGCUGACCUAUUUCAGCCUCUUCAAGCCAUUCCACUGCAAAGAUAGCGAUGUCUCCAAGGCCCGUGGAGCAAACGGCUCAUGUCCAGGUUCUCCUAUCUGCCAACGUGGGAAAUAAUUAUCUAUUCUUUUUAUUAUAAUUGUAUGGCCUUAACUGUACCAUUGCUUUUAAAUAUUAAAAUAAAAAAGAUUAACAUAUUACAAAUUGUUCAUUUUAGGCAGACUUUUCUAAUUUAUCAAUAUAGAUAUAUGAAAUAAGAUUUUGAGGUUGUGGAGCUUGCACUGAUACCUUUCUGAUGGUUAGCAUUAACAGAGCAGUUUAGGAUGUGAACUUGUAACCAAAGGCUACUGGUUAGAGAUCCAAGAUGAGCUGGAAAAGCCAGGAUUGCAUCAGUAAAAUAAAGUGUAGAAUUACAAGGACAUGUCAUUUGAUAUAAAUGCAUCUGCUGAAUAGUGAUAGUAGUAAUACCCAUUAAUAUUAUAAAUUAAUUUUUCUUCCUGAAUUAUGGCAUUAUUGCAUAGUAUUGGAAUCAUGUUUUAUCACUGAAUAACAUGAUGAAUAAAAUACAAAACUUGUACACCUGAAAGUGACUUUAGUUUUCUACAGUACACUAACCAAAACUGUAGGUUACCUUAGCUAAUAUCUAGCUGUUAUUAAAGAACACAUUAAAAAGGACUAUUAUUUUUCAUGUAACAUAAGUGCUUUGAUAUGUUUAAUGUUAAACACAACUAGUAAUGAUUACUCCCAUUCUAGAAACAGAUUCUGGUGUAAGAAUCACAAUUUCUGCAGUUAUGGUUUUACUGUAACGGUCAUUACGUCCACUGAGUUGAUUGUAUUUUUUAAUGAACUACAAUUUAAGUGCAUAAAAUUGUAUUGUCAACUAGUAUUCACCUGUGAUUAACUGUACGUAUUGUACAGUUUUAUACAAUAAAACGUGUAAAAUUGC